Molecule: messenger RNA, 2476 nt
Organism: Stylophora pistillata
Lineage: Eukaryota; Metazoa; Cnidaria; Anthozoa; Scleractinia; Pocilloporidae
Cellular component (GO): cytoskeleton
Molecular function (GO): actin filament binding
Source: RefSeq, a predicted model, not a curated record
CAGCUGAUGAUAUUUAUCAAGACCAACACGUAGAACAUUUGCCAAAGAUCAACAUUUACCUUCCCUCCGAACAAAAUAUUUUUCUUUUUGAAAUAGCGCAUCAGGUUGACUUACCCGAAGAGGCUGUGAGAUUGGUUCUUGACUCCUUGGAAGUAACUUCUAGCGAAGUAUUACUGCUAACCGGGGAAGUGUAUGAAGGAGUGGUGAAUGUUUUCAAGGAGGCAAGGGAUCUUUGCAUUGAAGGUGACGACAAUGGUGCAGAUCUCGUCAUAGCGGAAGCAGACUGCCUCGACGAUGAUAUAAACAGUUUUUUCUUUGCUGACUCUAUCGCACUGUCUACUACAUUUACUUCCCGAAGAAGAAGUAUUCGUCCACCAACGAGGCUUGAAUUAUAACUUACUCAACACAUUUGGUUGGUUCUUUCGUCGCGCUUAUGUCGUCACCAAACUCAAUUGAUUAACUACUACCACUUUGCGUCCAUCCCUGAGGCGAGGCGAAUUUAGUGCAUAGUUUUACUUUUAAAACGUUAAUGGUCUUGUUUGGUUACGUGUCACUUUCGAUAAAUGAAGGAAACAUUUAAAAUCUUGUUCUAAGGCUACUCUUCGUCACACCUCAAGGGUGGACGCAAAUGGGAGUACUGGCCGGUAAGUUGGCCGUAACCAGCCCUCCUCGUUUAAAAUAUGCGACGACCUCCGUCACGGCUGGUGUCCCAGUGCGAUAUGAUGUGCUUCGGAAAUAGAACUUCAUUUGCGUUGAUGCAUAUUUGAUCAGCUGAUAUCCAGACGACGACAGCACGACGUUUGAAUCGGCCCUUAGUCGAGCUCGUUAUUCAAACGAUCAACAGUACGUUUAUCAACUAAAAAACUUCCAAGAAUUGUGUUCCUGUAUGACUGUGUAAAUGUAAGCACGAGACUGAGGAGAGAGUUGACUUGCUGGCUUGUGUGGAAUUACGCAUUGAAACUAGUUCAAAACAACUGGUAGAUCCCGUGGACGGUAUUUUUCUUGGUGUAUCUUCUACUACAGUAGCACGCUAACCCGCAGUGCAAAACACCAAGUAUGGCUUGAAUUAGAAAUGCAAAAUAUGGCGGCAGGGCUGCGAUUUCUUCCUAAACCUUGGCGCUUCCUUCAAUCACCCGAACUGACUGAAUUCAGCCGCCUCCCGAGAACUGCUAUCUCAGCAGGCAGGCCGCUGAGCAGCACAAUAUCUAAAACUCCCCUAGCUGAAGAAGCCCGGGCCGAAAAUUGGCGACGCCGAGUUGAUCUAGCAGCUUCCUAUCGCAUUUUGGAAAAGUACAACUUACACGAAGGGGUGUGUAAUCAUUUGAGUAUAAUGGCUCCUGCAGCAAGCGGAGACGGAGAGGUGAUGUUAAUCAUCCCAUAUGGACUGCACUGGAGCGAGGUUAAAGCCUCAUCAUUUGUCGGCUUAAAUGUGAAACGCGAAGUGGUCGAUGGAGAAGGUGAAGUAGAUACAGCUGCCUCGACAAUUCACAUGGGAGUUCAUCGAACUCGACCAGAUGCUGUUUGCGCCUUCCACGUACAUCCACCAUACUGCACAGCCCUAGGAACCUUAAAAAAUCCCAGGCUUGGAAUGUACCACCAGAACGCCUGUCUGUUUUACAACCAAAUUUCUUACGAUCGAGAGUACAGUGGGCUUAGUACUGACGAGGAAGAGGGCAUGCGAACAGCAAAGCAGCUAGGGGACAAGUCGGUACUGUUUAUGUGUAAUCACGGGGUACUGGUGGUGGCUCCCAAUGCUGCAAGAGCUAUGGAUCAUACUUAUUAUUUAGAGCGUGCCUGUAUGAAUCAGGUCCUGGCAAUGUCGACUGGACAAGAAUUGUUUGAAAUACCAGACGAAUUAGCAAAGCUUGUACAUCAACAACUUGACGGACCAGGCGAAAGACAAAAAUUCUGCGACGCUCAUUUUGAAGGCAUGAAAAGAAUUCUUUCCAAGGAGUGCCCCGACUUAAUGGAAUAAGCAGUCAUGGGCCCUGAAAUUCAUCUCUGUCAUAGCAGAUGUUGACUUGGUUGGCUAUUUUUCUUUCUCGUGAAACUAUCAAUAACUACUUGUAGUAUCUGACAAAAACUUGGCCAGAGUAUUGAACAGUUUUUGCAUAUCUGGUAAACAGCAAAACGACACUGUUUUUUCGUUCCUUGUCUCAGGUUUUGUGUUUUUUUUUUCUUCGAAAUUUGUUCGCAUUAAGUCAAGAAUGAAUUGCUCAACAAACGUAUGGCCAUAACUGCACAUUAAGUAAAUUUGUCACUUUUUGUCACAAGUUGUCAAUUUUUGAUACCUAUUUCUCAGUGACGGUCGUCUCAAUUCCAUUUAAAACAGAGACCACAUAUUUUUCUUUGAAAAUAGCACAGAUUGGAGUCUAUCAGUGGGUUUUGUGUCAAUGGUAGAAACUCUGAAUUUAAUAUCGAGUUUUCGGUUAGACAUAAAAAACUGUAGGGAAAUUAAAAGUAUUUCAGUGUUGUA